Molecule: messenger RNA, 2201 nt
Organism: Cuscuta campestris
Lineage: Eukaryota; Viridiplantae; Streptophyta; Magnoliopsida; Solanales; Convolvulaceae
Source: the annotation of a GenBank genome assembly
AGAUGGGGCGAGAUUGUCGGGAUGGAUGUGACAAGUUUUGAAAUGAUUUAUGAUAUGUCAAUAUUAAAUUCGCUUCCGCAAUAUUGUUAAAUACUCCGUACUGUAUAUGUUAUGAAAAAUAUUAUUGAGAUUAAUAAAGUGUGUUUGAAAAGUUUUAAAUUUUACGAUUACCAAGUUAAAUACUUUAGUCCGAAUGGGCUGCAGACCUGGACGGAUUAGGGUGUUACAAUUUCUAUCACAAGAAAGAUGCGGAGCGUAUUUUGGAUGAGGGGCCCUGCUCCUUUGAAAACUCCAUGCUUCUCUGCAAACCUUUGAGACAAGGGGAGAUUCCAUCUGUUGAUGAUCUGAUGUGGAUGGAUAUUUGGGUUUUAGCGCAUGGCCUACCAAUUGGCUAUUCGUCGUCGACUGUUCUAGAGGCAGUAGGCAGAUUUGUGGGUGAAUUUCGUUAUCUGGAUACUGUGAACAAGCCAAGGUUAGACCAAGGGUUUCAUCGUAUACGAGUGGCGAUUGAUGUGCGUAGACCAUUGAAACGCCGUAUGAAGCUCACGCAGCGGGAUGGAGCUAUCUCUUGGGUUCAAUUUAAGUAUGAACGACUCACAACCUUCCGUUUCUUCUGUGAAAUUGUGGGACAUCUUGCUAAACACUGCAGGGCAGCAUUGCUUUCUUCUCUUCAACCAGAUGAGUAUCCUUAUGAUGGAUCCUUACGGGCCAACAAUCAUCGUCGGAUGCUUGAUAUUGGGGAUGCGUGGCUAUCCAUUUACAUGGCAACGUGGCCGAGGGUCCCCUACUUGGGUGGAAGAGAGACUGGACAGGGCAGUUGCGACAGAAUGCAUUUGGGACCUCAGCGAUUUCGGUUUGAGAAUGCAUGGCUUCAAGAGGAGGGCUAUCGGUCAAUUCUUGAAGACGCGUGGAGGGGGUCCAGGGGCAGACCUAUGCUCGACAGGGAAUUACGUUUGGUGGCGGGUUCAAUUUGGGCUUUGUGGAAAGCUCGCAAUAUGGUGACUUGGGAGUGGAGGGUCCCGUCAUCGUGGGUCAUCGCGAGCUGGGUUCAGGCAGUUUGCUACGAAGGACAAGCUUUUGAUCUUGCUGGAAAGUUUUAUGGUGCCUCUAAUGGUAUGUUGAGAUGUCCCUCGGAUCCUUUAUUGGCGGAAGUAAUGGCCGUCCGAGAGGCCCUGUCGUGGUUGAAGGCUAGAGGAGUAGUGGAUGUGGACCUCUUCUCGGAUUGUCAAAGGGUGGUUCAGGCCCUUAAGGACAUCUCUUUUACCUCUCUAUCCUACUUUGGCUCGCUUAUCGAGGAUUGUCGGUUGUUAGGCUUGGAAUUCAAUGUUGUUAAUUUUCUGUUUAUUUCUCGUUCAAAAAAUAUUAUUGCUCAUUCUUUGGCUAGGAAGGCAAAGAACCCUAAUCUUCCCGCUGAUGUAUUUGAAGCCCCACCACCGCCAGUUGGCUAUAGGUUCCGCCCAACGGAUUCUGAACUUCUUGAUCAUUACUUGAGGAGGCUGAUUCAGAAGCUACUGUUACCCACGCUGUACCCGAGAAUUACCCGUUUGGAUAUUUACGCUGAUCACCCUUCUGCCAUCUGGAAUCUUGGAGACGCUCACGAUGACACGGGCAGCGGGGCCGAGUUGCAUUGUUACUUCUACACCACACUGCAAAGCAUUGGCAAAGGCUGCCGUGCGAAAAAGAUGGGAAGAACGGUUGGGGCACAUGGGACUUGGCACAUGUCCUGCACUAGGGAAACCAAGGUGAAUAAUGAAGAUCAGGUUUUGGGGUACAACAAGUACUUCAACUACAAGCCAAACACAAUUCAUCCUGGAGAAGUGGAAUACGAGUGGGGCAUGCACGAAUUCACCUUGCAUAACUCCAAUAAAUAUGCACUAUGCAAGAUUACCAGGACGAUGAGGAAGAAGAAGUUGAAAGGCGCUGUUGAUGAAUCAGUCAUGUUGUCUAAUCAACAGCAACAAGGAGAUCAUAUUCGUUUUGGUGAAAUUGUUCUUUCUUCCAAUCGUGGCGAUCCUGGAAAGCAACCGAACCUGGAACUUUCCACGGAAUCAAUAACAUGUUCUUUUAAUCAUGAUGAAGUUGGUUCUUCUCCUUCUUCUACUACUUUUGCAUCCGCACGUUGUCUCGUCAACAACAAUUAUUUGAAAAUACGGAUCAAGCUCAUACAGUUGGCUCAAUAGGAAGAAAACUAAAUGUUGGGA